This is a messenger RNA of Myripristis murdjan (pinecone soldierfish), 2473 nucleotides long. Its product is annotated as RNA/RNP complex-1-interacting phosphatase-like. The transcript has 9 exons. NCBI's taxonomy places the organism in Eukaryota, Metazoa, Chordata, Actinopteri, Holocentriformes, Holocentridae. The record is from RefSeq and is a predicted model, not a curated record. Gene Ontology annotation, molecular function: polynucleotide 5'-phosphatase activity. Gene Ontology annotation, biological process: dephosphorylation. The coding region runs from base 272 to 1375 and encodes 367 amino acids.
UCAUGUGGCACAUAUGGCUCCGUCGGAUAAGACGGAGGGACGUCGUGUAAGAUAAAGAUUAAAAUUAAAAUUUAACAUUUCGCCACUUCGGCUUGUAUCCGGUUGCAUCGACGGUACAAGCUGCGCACAUCUUUGACCUGAGCUGACACACACAGGCGACUGUGUGUGUGUGGGGUCUGGCUGCUGCUGCUACAUGUUGACAGGAUUUUAGAUAUUUUCUUUAAACACAGCUGGUUUCAAACAGGCGCAACAGGCCAGGCGACUGGACAAGAUGCCUCCCUGCAGUAAGAGGAACGGGAUACCGGACAGAUGGAUGGACUACAAGGCCGUAGGGAAAAGGCUUCCUGGGACCCGCUUCAUUGCCUUCAAAGUGCCGUUGAAACAGUCUUUGAACCGCCACCUCCCAUGCUCUGAGGCCUUUGGCCCCUGGGAGCUGCUGGAAACGCUGAGGAAAGACAACGAAGAACUGGGUUUGAUUAUAGACCUGACCUUCACUACACGCUACUACAAAUUAGAGGACCUACCAGACUCACUGAUGUGUGUGAAGAUCUUCACGGCGGGUCACGAGAUUCCCAGUGACGCCACAAUCUUGAGCUUCAAACGGGCCGUGCACAGGUUCCUCCAGGACAACGCGGACAAUGACAAGCUGAUUGGAAUCCAUUGCACCCACGGUCUCAAUCGCACAGGCUACCUGGUCUGUAGGUAUCUGAUAGAUGUCGAUGGGAUGGAUCCUAAAGAGGCUGUAGAGUUGUUCAACUCUUCAAGAGGACAUGAUAUAGAAAGACAAAACUAUCUGGAAGACCUGCAGUCUGGGCCGAAGAGGAGUAAUGAGGGGAUUGAAGAGUCUGAUCAGGAGCCAAAGAGAGGUCAUGCUGUGCAUCGGCCAUGUUAUACUCCGUUUGACGCUGACACCAGAGAGGAGAGACGACCCCACGUUAAUGACCGCUAUCACCGUGGACAUUACCCUCCCAGAGGAAUGAAGCACCAGUCACAUCACUGGCUUCCACAUGGUGGCCACCCUCCUGACGGGCUCUUACUCCCUCACCGCCCUCUCCCUCCGCCCGCGGGCCCCCUGUUCCACCCGUACCGCUGGACCCCACCUCACCCUGACAACCAGUGGGGGCGGCAGUUGCAGCCGAACAAAACUUGGCACAGAAAUCCGCUGCCAGAGCGUGAGUGGACUUUAGAGGAAAGAGGGAGAGGCCCUUGCCCGCCUGCACCUCACUACUCUGACUUCUCCAGAUCUUUCAACGCAGGUUGGACCAGUAAGCCAAACAGUCAUAAUCCACCUGAGGAAUGGAAAGAUCCCAGAAUGAAAUCGCGGCAUAGAUAUUCACACAAACAGCGAGAGGAUGCAUAUAGAAAUCACUAUUAAUCUUACAAUAGCAACAAUACUUUUACAAUAGUAUUUUUCCAGGUGUUGACAUGCACACAGUUUUUUCUUGUGUUCGCUUUUUAUUUUAAUGAUUAAUCAGAAUUUUUAAAAGUACGUGAGCAAAUGGAGGUCUGAAUGUGCCACUUUUAUAUUCUACCUCUCCAACAGAAAACAGGCCAAAACCAUGUUGCUCUUCAUCCUCAUCCUCUCCCUCAGUGCUCAACAGCGGGUGAAAGCCGAGCCCCGAUUCUCUCUCGUUGUGGAACGAGCUUUGGCCGCUUGGCGUUUUGCCUCGCUGUAUUUCCUUUUUUCCGCUAUCUCUGAUUUUCAUAGCUUCUUAUUGAAUGUCGUGCUAUCGAUCUGGCACUGCGCUCCCUGAUUGUCCGGGAGCUACACACUCACUGCCCAAAGGCUGAUGCCCAGUAGAGUCCUGAGCUCAGCCAAACAUGAAAAUCCAGGCAGAGGGCAGCUUCUAUGUGGAUACACACACCAACACACUUCUAGUGGCUCAUAAGUGAUGAUUCAGAGGGAUUAUUUUUGUAUGAAUCCAUACAUUUUUUUAUGAAAAUCUUUCUCAUUCUGCCUUCAAAUGUGGAUAAUACAAAGGAUACAGAAUACAGAGGAAAAAGUGAAGAGACCACACUGGUAUGGAGGACAUAGUGCCUUUCAACUAGUAAUGUUUGUCUGAUUUGAUACUAUUGGAUGUUAUUUACUGGUAUUUAGUAACUACUGUGGAAGUGCAAAUUCAGAUGUUAGAUUCAAUUUUAAAUCAAUUUAGACUCACACAGGUGUAGGGGUGCAUAUAGCAGUUUCACAGGUAGCUGUAAGCAGAUGUAGUAAAUAUAUGCAUUUCUUAAUGUGCAUCUGGAAACUGUAAGUAUGUUCAGAUCAAUUUGGGAAGAAAAAGUUCUUAUAAACUUAAAAUGGUAGCUUACUCAAAAAGAAGCAUUCAGUCAGCUGCAGAAUCAGACAUACUUUUCUACAAAGAUGCUACCAUGCUAAUAUUUAAUUCAGAUUUUAAAAAAAAAAUAAAAAAUACAUUUUUACAUUUAUGCUCUCAUGUAAGUUCUCCAAAAAUGCCUGAACUUAUCCCCAUUU